GGGAGACAUAGCACACUUAAUUCCAGCUGCCAAGGAGGGAGAAGGAAAACUCAAGACAAGACCCAAGGAAGAUGUAAGCGAUUUUCUGCCCUUCUGACUGAUAAAGACUCCCUAGAUUGCCAGCAGUACUCACAGGCUUUCACUUGGUCACACCAUGCUGUGGCAGGUGGCCUCAGAUCCUUGGCUGUGGCACAACCAUCAAAACUGACUGAGGUUUGGAUCCUCCCUGAUUUCUUGAUCAUGAGCAGAGUUAGGAGCUAAAGCUUCACUUUCUUCUCCAGUGCAGAGAGACCGCACGCCAGGCACGAGGCUCCCUACUCCUCCUCUCUUCCACUCUGCUUUUCCUGGGCUGAGGUCCAGAGAACGACUGGCUCUAGUGGACCCAAGAGGAGGAAGACAGACUGAAGACAACACACAGUAGCUCCAACUCUACUUGCAUACCUGCUGGGAAACACUGAGGUUUUAGAAAUUAGCUGCUCCAUUUUCUUUGUGGGCUUCAUAGAAACCAUUUUUGCUGUUUUAUUUUUUUUAAUCAUAUCUGAAACAAGUGGAUGCAAGCUGUACACAGACAGACAAACAGACGGACUGACAUAUGGACAGAGAGCAGUGAGCAUUGCGGCGUGAAUGUAGCAACUGGACUUCUCCCUGGUUACUAAGACCAAACAAGGAUAAUAGCCAAAGCACUAUCCUUUUCACCAAGGUAGUGGGUGGAUGCAGCUUUCAGCAGACUGCUAUAGGGGAAGGCAGCGACUGCACUGAGGCUGCAGAGAUACAUCUAUUUGAUCCACAUUGUGGAAAUGCAUAGAUAAUGGACGGUUACCUUCAAGAAGACUCUUGUUGGAUACUGAAGACUAUCUAAUGUUAAGCAGCGCUUGAUGGAAGUUAAUAGAAAGACCUGUGGAUGUUUUUUUUUUUUCCUUUUUAAUGGCCUUUGCUGCUCAUUCUGAGUGAACCUAAUGCUUUUUAACUAGGCAAAUAUAGAAUGUGUGUCACAGCAAUGAUGGCAGGAUGCAAAAGGACUUUAAAUCUGUCACAGAUGCUGCUAUAUUUUAUUCUGAUUGUCAUGACUCACACAGCACACAGCAUCUACCCAAGGAUACGGCUCUCCCACAAAGAACUUUGGCAAAUGAACAGGACCUGGGUGUUUCAGGGACAUGGUGCGCCUCUUCAACCUCAGACGAUGCUCCUGGAUGAGAGCCACCAAAGGCUUUAUGUCGGUGCCAAGAAUGCUCUGUUCUCCCUUAGCCUGGACAGGGUUAACAUAAACCACAGAAAGAUCAAUUGGACCAAUACUGAACAUCAGAUAGAGGAGUGCAUGAUGAAGGGGAGGGAAAAGCCUGAGUGUGCAAACUACAUCAAAGUGCUCCAGAAGUACAACCAAACCCAUUUGCUGGUUUGCGGAACAGGAGCCUUCAACCCCAUCUGUGUCCUGAUCAAAGUGGGACAUGCAGGGCAGGACCCCCUGUUUACUCUUGAGGAGGAUAGUGUUAUGAGUGGCAGAGGACGUUGUCCAUAUGACCCCAACAGUCCCUGCACUUCAACACUCUCCAGAGGAGAGCUCUACAUUGGCCUCUACACUGAUUACUGGGAGAAUGACGGUGCUUUAUGUCGACUGAACAACCACACCUACACACGCACUGAAAGAAAUGACAGACAACAGCUCAAUGAGCCAAAGUUUGUGAGUUCAGCAGCUAUUCCUGACAACGAUGACAGCGAUGAUGAUAAAGUUUACUUCUUCUUCACUGAGAGAGAGAUGGAUGCUGAGGGAGUGAACAGGGCCGUAUACAGUCGUGUCGGACGAGUCUGCGCAAAUGACCAAGGGGGACAGAGAAUGCUGGUGAAUAGAUGGAGCUCCUUCCUGAAAACUCGCCUCAUCUGCUCUGUAGCUGGACCAAAUGGCAUUGAUACUCAUUUUGAUGAGCUUGAGGAUGUGUUUGUGCUUAGCAACAAGGAUGAGAAAAACCCAGAAAUAUUUGGUCUCUUUAGCACAACAAGCGCUGUGUUUAAAGGCUAUGCAGUUUGUGUCUAUCAAAUGGAUGACAUCAGAGCAGCCUUUAACGGUCCAUUUGCCUACCGUGAGAGACCUGAGCAUCACUGGACACCUUAUGAGGACAGAAUCCCCUACCCUCGACCUGGAUCAUGUGCCAGUAAGGUAAAUGGUGGAGGCUUCUCCAGCUCUAAGGAGUUCCCUGAUGAAGUACUACGGUUUGUGCGGUCUCAUCCUGUGAUGUAUCGUCCAAUCCGCCCACAGCAUCAAAGACCUGUUCUGCUGCAGACAGAACCAGGCAAAAGAAAGCUGACCCAGAUUGCAGUAGACAGAGUACAAGCCCAGGAUGGACACUAUCAUGUUCUCUACAUUGGCACUGAUGACUCUGUGGUUUUGAAAGUUAUCACCAUUUUCAACAAAGACACAGACACUAUGGAGGAAGUCUUGCUGGAAGAGCUCCAAGUAUUUAAGGUACCAGCGCCUAUUAGAGAGAUUAUAAUAUCCCCCAAAAGGCAACAACUGUAUGUGGGGUCAGAAGUGGGUGUCGCCCAGGUGAGAUUGCACCAAUGUGACCUCUAUGGAUCAGAAUGUGCUGAUUGUUGCCUGGCUAGAGACCCAUACUGUGCCUGGGAUGGUCUCACCUGCUCCAGAUACUACCCUGCUGGAGUGUACACCAAAAGUAGACGGUUCAGACGGCAGGAUGUUCGCCAUGGCAACGCUGUACAGCUGUGCAAUGGGCUGCAGAUUGAUGAUGAACAAUGGCAGCGAGCUGAGGAGAGGCUAAUAUACAGUGUGGAGAACAACAGCACAUUACUGGAAUGUGUUCCUCGAUCACUUCAAGCCAAAGUCCUCUGGUUCUUACAGAGAGGAGGGGAAAAACAUGAGGUUCGAGGUGAUGAGCGAGUCAUCAUGACCUCCCAUGGCCUGCUGUUCUUACAUGUGAGAAGCUCAGAUGCUGGUGUGUAUGUGUGUCAGACUGUGGAACAUGGAUAUGUGCACACAUUACUAAGAAUCAGUCUACAUGUGCUCAAAGGGGAGAGGGUGGAGUCAGCAAUCCACAUGGCUAAUGACGGGGAUGGAGAGAAAGCUGAAGCUCCUUGCCACUCAGUUAUGGGCUCUCCACUGGGCACCAGCAUCAGCCCCAGAUCUCUGUUGCCACCCUCAGUGCCAGUCCCCAACUCCAGAUUGUGGUAUAAGGAGUUCCUUCAGCUGAUUGGUUAUGGUGAUGCUCAGAAGAUAGAAGAGUACUGUGAGAGAGUGUGGUGCUCUGAUAAGAAACGUAAAAAGACCAAACGGAAGUGGGUUUCUUUUGGUGGUGAGAAGAGAGGAAAAAGGAAGGGAGAGGAGAACUCCCACAGGGCUCCCAGGCAUACCUUUGACACCUGAGGAGCACAGACUCACUGCACACACACACAUAUACACACACACUCACACAUUCAAUCACGGUGUCUAAAGGUCAGACUCACUCACUGUUUGCACCAUGUAAAAGGUUUUUGCUUUGCUUUAAAAGUGCAGUUACAGAAAAGCAACAGGAGCAGACUUUCCUGGCAAUUGUAGCAACAUUUAUUGCUUCUGCUUACUUCAAAAACCAUUUCUUGCCUUUUGUGUGCUGUGUAAACUUAUUAUUUGGUGCAGGUCCUGGGUGAACCCCAAACACAUCAACAUUAAUAUGAAGCCAAGACCUAGGCUGGAAAGAUGGACAAGUUCAGUAAUGUUGCCUCUAAUCAUAGAGACACAUGAUUAUACAACAGCUCCUUUGGACUUACCCAGCUAAAUCCUGCUGUCCAUCAAAAUGCACAGACUGUUUCACCAAAUCCCUGCUCAACCUCAUUGUGUAUAUUAUGAGAGAAAAUAUCAAUAUUAAAACAGAUUGCCUUUUAGUCUUUUUUUUCUGACAGUAUGAUAACUUAUUUUCUCUGUAUUUUCUUUGAAUUCUUUAACUGUUAUAAUUUCAAAAACUGGAAUAUAUAGUGUUAUCCUUUUUGUACAGUGAAAGUCCUUUGAGCUUUGUGAUACUUUAUAUUGAAAUUUUUUGAAGUCGCAGUCAUGGCUGUAGGGUGUGUGGUUACAGUGGCCACAAUAAUGAAUGCCACAGAACUAUUAUUAUGGAUAUUUAAGGCAUGUUUCAUGUAUUACUAUGCCGUAAACGACCAUUGUUACUAUCUAAGCACUUGUAAACCUAUUACAAUAGGCAAAAAAUCUGGCCCUGUUAGUGGAUGUUAUUUGUAUCUUAUUUAUCUAUAUUUACUACAAUUACAGCUACAAGUUUCAUCAAAUGUGUUAAUGCAAAUGUGUCAAUUGUAUGUUUUAUUAAUCUUGGAUUUCUUUCACGUUUGUAUAUUAUACUGUGUAUUCAAAGUAUAUUGCUUCUUGUUUGGCUUUCCUCUGUUUUCUUCUCUUCCUCUUGUUCCCUCUUGUCCUCCCUCUAUCACCUCUUAUUCCCAUGGCACUCCUCCGGCCCUCUUUUUGUCGUCAUUGAUGUUGCAGAUGGGAUUCAUGCAUAUCAACAAAAACAACAAUGUACAACACCUCAUUUUCCUCCAACAAAAGAGACAAAUAAAUGUUGUGUGACGAUCCAAGUACCUCAUUUGCAAAACUGAGUUUCAUGAAUAUUUAUCUAUUCUGAGAUGACAGAAACAACCUGUUAUUAAAAU
Messenger RNA from Melanotaenia boesemani (Boeseman's rainbowfish), 4641 nucleotides. RefSeq names its product sema domain, immunoglobulin domain (Ig), short basic domain, secreted, (semaphorin) 3E (gene sema3e). Lineage: Eukaryota; Metazoa; Chordata; Actinopteri; Atheriniformes; Melanotaeniidae. Bases 983 to 3373 code for a protein of 796 amino acids. The transcript has 17 exons. Gene Ontology annotation, molecular function: semaphorin receptor binding; chemorepellent activity. Gene Ontology annotation, biological process: negative chemotaxis; negative regulation of axon extension involved in axon guidance; axon guidance. The record is from RefSeq and is a predicted model, not a curated record.